Molecule: messenger RNA, 3648 nt
Organism: Anoplopoma fimbria (sablefish)
Lineage: Eukaryota; Metazoa; Chordata; Actinopteri; Perciformes; Anoplopomatidae
Gene: tmc5
Product: transmembrane channel like 5
Exons: 21
Coding region: 267-3200 (977 amino acids)
Cellular component (GO): plasma membrane
Molecular function (GO): mechanosensitive monoatomic ion channel activity
Source: RefSeq, a predicted model, not a curated record
UGAAGGUGUUUCUCAGGCUUAUUCACAGGUCGCUCCUCUGUCUUGGACUGUUAAAAAGACUUGAAGCCACUUUUCUGCAACUCUAGGACAUUUUGUAAGGAUUGUUUUUCUGUUAUUCUACCACCAUCACAGCACUACCAGUGUUUUACUGAACCUGGACUAUACAAACAUCAACAUAUUAUACACGAAGAGUGACUGCGACAGAGUGAGCUGAAGGAUCAUCGUCGUCUCCAAAGAAGAGGGAAAGGAUCAAUUUGACAGAUCUCAUGACAAGUUUCAGAAACGGAGGAUUAUUCAACCCUGCCUACCAUGACAGCGAGACUCUGGAAAUUGAUAGAAGUAAAACACACCACACUAACCCCUAUGCCAGGGGUGAGAGGCCAGACGGACAAUACUCGACCGGUCAGAUCAGCGGUGAUGAAGCUGUGGGGAGAAUGCCGUUGGGGGGCUGGCAUGAGGAGAACUUGAGGGGGAGUGAAAGCAUCCCCAUGGAGCGCAUCUCAAUGCGCCUAGGAAGUCCGUCAUGGCAGCAUGACCUCAGUCACAGUACGUUCCAAAUCCCACCUGACUCUCAGUAUGACCGAUCACCUUCCGUGCGCCUUUCUUCUGCAACGUCAGGUAACAUGACGAUGAGAUGGAGAGGAAUUACAAUGAGACGGAUGAGUUUGUUUCCUAGCGGGGAUCCUGCCCACGUAGCCCUCACAGAGGAUGCCAUCAGGAACGAAAUGGAGAAUGAGGAACAGGACCUGGUCAAGGAGCUCGUUGCCCUGUCAACACGAGACCAAAUUCGGGCCAUUCGGGAUCUUCCAAUGAGCUUUGACGAGAAGAAACACAUCAGGAGCCAAGUGCUGGCGUUCAAGUCUUCCAAGAAAUCUCGCCAGUUCACAUGUUUUGCAGACUGCUCUGAGAAUGUGUCACUGUCUUUCCGCAGGUUUGGCUACAGUAUCACUUCAGCCCGGCAGACCCUGGAGCUGUGGCAAGGCAUCAUGAAAGAGAUCGGUGGCAAGUUCGGCACCAGUGUCCUCACCUAUUUCGUGUUCCUCAAGUGGCUGCUCAUGUUCAACAUUUUCUCCUUCCUGGUCAACUUUGGCUUCAUCACCAUCCCGCUGCUUGUUUACGACCCCUCCCCCAAUAUACCUGCCAAUGUGAGCUUCAGCGGACUGGAAAUACUAACUGGAGCUGGUUACUUCCACUACACCGUCAUGUACUACGGCGGCUACAGCAAUGAAACCCUGCAUGGCCUGGUGGAGUACAACAUGCAGUUGGCCUAUUUCUUCACCAUUGCAGUCUACAUGGUUCUGUGCGGAAUUGCACUUAUCUACAGCAUGGCCAGCUCAUUCAAGGAAAACUACGUUCUAGCAGACUCAACUUCAAACAGUGCAUGGCAGCUUCUCUGCAGCUGGGACUUCAGUAUUACCAAUGAGAGAGCAGUGAGACAGCGCAAGAACAAUCUACGUGUCCAACUCAAGGAGUCUUUGUCAGAGAAGGCCCAGAGAGAGCUUCUAACCCUCUCUGAAAAGCUGAAGCACUUCGGGGUUCAUCUGGGUUCCUGGUUCCUCUCCACCGGGUUGGCUGUCGGCUGUGGAGUUAGCAUCUAUUAUCUCUGCCAAUACGAACAGCAGGUGGCAACAGAUGCUGCCAACUGGUCUCUGCUUCAGGAGGCAGAGACUCUCCUGGUUCCCUUUGUGGUGUCUCUGAUGAACCUGGUCGUCCCGCUCUUCUACUCCCUCUUCAACAAGUUUGAGCACUACUCCAGUCAGCGCAGACAGAUCUACGCUCUGGUAGUCAGAAAUGUGUUCCUCAAGAUGUCCAUUCUGGCUGUCCUGUGUUAUUACUGGAUGAAUGUGGUGGCUCAGAAGUUUUCAUGUUGGGAGUCCAUGGUGGGACAGGCUUUGUACCGUCUGGUCAUUUUUGAUUUCCUUUUUCUGAUGUUGGGAUCCUUCUUUGGAGAGUUUCUUAGCAAUGUGAUUGGGACGAGAUUACUACCUCGUUUGGGGGUUCCAGAGUUUGACGUAGCCAGAAAUGUCCUCGAACUGAUCUACGCACAGACUCUGGCCUGGAUUGGAAUCUACUUCUCUCCUCUGCUGCCCGCCAUCCAGAUUCUCAAAUUUUUCAUUUUGUUUUACUUGAAGAAGGUCAGCCUGAUCCAGAACUGCCAGCCUCCGCGGCGGUCGAGCAGAGCAGCUCAGAUGCAAACCAUCUUCAUCGCCCUCCUCUUCUUCCCUUUCUUUGUGGGAGCCCUGUCCAUGGUCGCAUACACCUCCUGGAGUCUGACUCCAUCGGAGCAGUGCGGCCCUUUUCAGGGACUCAACAACACCUUCAGUGUGGUUGGAUUGUGGAUGGAUGGACUGGAGGAUAUCUCUGGUUCUCAAUGGGCUGUCUGGAUCUACCAAAAUGUCAUCAGGAGUGAAAUCUUCUACUUUUUUAUCUCACUCAUCAUCAUUGUCAUUAUAUAUAUCUUCUGGCAAGUCACUCAGGGCCGUAAGCAGCUUAUUGGUCUCCUGAGACAACGGAUUAUAAAUGAAGGGAAAGACAAGUCCUUCUUGUUAGAAAGGCUCCAGAACCUCCAAAAAUCUCAGCCUGAUAAAAAAUACAAACAGAGGAAUCAAAAAAAGCACUCCAAGCGGCGUCCAGAUGACCACUCCUCCACCGGUCAGUCCAACUCAAACGCCAUGGUUCAGGCGUUGCUCGCCCGCCAGCAGCUUGAACAGGACGAAGAGAGACGCAGCACUGGUGGAGUGCCCGUUCCCUCCGACAUCUCCACCUCUAACGCUCUGAUCCAGGCCAUGUUGGCCCGUCAGAGAGCUGAAGACCAGGAUGAAGAUAAACACUCGCAGUCCUCCAGCGCCUUAGCACAGGCCAUGAAAGCCAGGGAGAGGGCCGAUGGUCAAGAGAGGGAUGAAUACUACAGCACAGGUUUUUCUGAAGGCCCUAUCGACACAUCCAGCGCCGUCAAACAGGCGAUGCAAGCCAGACAAAGGGCAGAGGAGGACAGAGGGGAUGACGCAAAUGACCUGCCAUCCUCUGUGUCGAGUGUCAUGAUGCAAGUCAUGCAAGCCGGACAGAGAGCAGAGGAAGAGGACCGGCCUCAGUGGGUCCCGGCUCCCCCACAGAACUCAGCUCCAGCAGGCUCCAGCGCUCUCAUACAGGCCAUGUUGGCCCGGCAACAGGCCCAGAACGAGUACGAUGACGGUUACUGACAAAAGCCGUAUGACUUUGUCUAAAUGUGGGGAGAGGAACAUGACUGGAAAAACAACAAAUGACUGAAAUCACACAUGUUAGUUUAGGAUUUUGAGUGGUCACCCACAGAUGAAAUAGGAUCAGUAAUAAGUCCAUAAAUGGGGUGAUUUCUCAGGAAUUGCAUUAUUCAAUCUUACUGUAAAUCCAGAAGAACAAAGUGCUAAGAUUGCUUCUGUAGCAAGGCUAGAAGAGAGUGCAGGUCCACCUCUUUAUGCCCUAUUUUAUACUAUAAUAUAUUUUAAUAUGUUUCUAUGGCAGUAUACAAGCCUUGUAAGAUAAAUAGGUACUAUAACAUAUAUAAACUAGGCCUGAUCUUGUGCCUAAUGUAAUUUCUGUAUCAUUAACACCAGUUGUUAAUACCAUUAUAUUAUCUGUGAAAUGUACAACACCAGAAUACUUAAUAAAAGA